AUAAAUCAAAAGUCCGGGGGAACGGCCGAGGCCUAUCAGGCCCGGAUGCUGGCUUUGAUUACCGAAGCCAGGAAACGGGCCGAUGAGGUAGCAGCCGCGGAGAAGAAGAAGGCAGAGGACACUGAGAAGGCACGCCUGUUGGCAAUCGAACAGCAGAGCCAGCAAGACGAGGCAGCAGCAAAGGCUGCCAACGAAGAACGAAGUCAACGACGCGAGAAGAUAUUCAACGGAGAGCGAGCCUUGCUCACAAUGGCAGCGGACUGGCGCGCCGAGGCCGAGAAUGGUAAGAUGGAAGAGAGUGAAAGCAAGAUCGCUCUACUCCUCUCCCAUUUCACGGUCUCCUCGCAACGUGCAUUGCACAGCAGGAGGACAUCCACAGCCUCGACAAUGCGGUUCAGAUGCACAACCAGGCGUUUGAUCAAGUCAACACCCGCCUCCAGCAGCUGGAGCAACGUCCCGUCACCGUCCCCAGUGCCAGCUCCUCCAACACCUCUGAUUGCAGCUACACCAUGUCAGCGAGGACGAGCAUCACCCGUACUUGUACUCCCGGUCCAGGGGCGUGCCAAGCAUGGUUUGGACGAUCUCUUGUCCAAGUACGGGGUGGUAGCUGCCGACUUGUACACCAAGAUCAGCUGGGAUGAUCUAAAGGCGGCGUGGCAUAAGCGGUUCCAAGCCGAGCCGCCGGAGAUCAAGGCAAUGGGCAAAUUGCUGACCUUCGAACAAGGCAUGCUACCGAGUGUUGACUGGAUUGCCGAGUACCAACGCUUGGCAUCCGUCCCAGACAUUCAAAUGGGCUUCAAGGCCGUCAAACACUACUUCAUCACAAGGUCGUGUCCGGCAUUGGGCAACGCCUUGACUCACGAUUCGGCGCGUAAGUUCAACAUAGAGGUCUUGGACCCGCUCACGUCGGAGGAUUUCGCAUGGCUUCCUCUCCCAACCACGGGCCGCUUGCCGGGACCGCAAUGCGCAGCACUAUGCGCUUAUCUCCACACGUAUCUAUCCUUCUAUGCACCACCAACUUCGCCGACGGAUGAAGCUGCGGUGGGGGACAUCCUUGCGUAUGUUACCAAGGUGGUCUGCGAGUUUCGCAAGCAGCGGUACGAUGACAACAACGCACCGCUCUUCUAUGUCCACAUCGAAGUUGGGCAAGCGUCUUGCAGCGCUUUGCUGGAUAGCGGAGCGACUCACAAUUCCAUGAGCCACGCCUUUAUGCAAAGGGCUGGCCUUGGCACACAAGUUCGGAGGAAGGCGAACCCGACGGCGAUGAAGUUGGCGGACGGAAGGACGCAACAACUUAUCGACCGUUACAUCGAGGCCGUACCGAUGUAUUUCACACCUCAUGCAUGCGAACCGGUGACGUUCGACACUUUGGACACGAACUUCGAUAUCAUUUUGGGAAUGCCUUGGCUUGCAAGUGCAGAUCACACGGUCAACUUCCACCGGCAGACUUUUACCGUUCGGAACGCCUUGGGCGUCGAAGUGCCGUGUACUAUUCCUCUUCCGCACCCUUCGAUUCGGUGCCAAGUGGUGACGGCCAAGUCGUUCCGAGCUACUUGCGCUUACGAGCAGCCCGACGAGAUAGGCCUAUGCUUCCUACGGACCGUCGCAGUAGCCGACUCUUCCCCCACGGACUUGCCUUCGAACCCCUGUGUGGUGCAGUUGCUUGACGAGUUCAUCGACAUCUUCGAGUCACCUACCGGUGUGGUGCUGAAUUCGCCGAUCUCUCACGAGAUCAUUCUUGAGGCCGGUGUCGUGCCGCCGAGAAGCUGCAUUUACCGCAUGAGCGAUCAUGCCAAGGCACCGGAGUUGGUCGAGGUUCCUUACGCCGGUUGGAUUCGAACCAAGGGUUACCCCAAGGAAAUCGUUUGCGACUGCGACACUCGGUUCAUGUCCGAUUUUUGGUUGGCACUCAUCAAACGAUGGGGCUCAUCUCUCAAGCCGAGUUCGGCUCGCCACCCCCAAACCGAUGGCCAAACGGAGAGGGCGCAUCAGACCACACAGGUUCUCCUCCGCACUCUCAUCCGUCCCAACCAAAAGAAUUGGGUUGAGCGGCUGUCGGAUGUCGAGUUAGCAUACAACUCGUCCAUCCACCCGGCUAUCAGGAUGUCGCCCUUCGAGUUCGAGCACGGCUCGCCGGUCACUUCUCCGUUGGACAAUAUCAUUCCACGAGCGGCCGAGAGCGACGACCAUCUUCUUUUCUUGCGUCGGAUGCAAGAGCUACUUGUCAAGGCACACGACCAGAUAGCUAAGACGCAGCAACGCAUGAGCCAACAGGCCAAUCGCCAGCGUCUUCCUUGUCCAUCCCGCGCCGGGCGACCUCGUUUGGGUUUCCGUCGCGAAGUUUAGCCUCGAACAAGAUAUCUCUCGCAAGCUCCUCCGGAAAUGGAUGGGGCCUUGGCCGAUCGUGGCACCCGCUGGGGAUGCACCCGAAGGACCUUCCUUCAUCAUUCAGGUGUCCGCCCACUUGCCCGUCUACCCGGUCUCUCAUUGCUCUAAGUUGGCUCUUUACACGC
Chara braunii is the source of this 2513-nucleotide messenger RNA. The record is from the annotation of a GenBank genome assembly. Lineage: Eukaryota; Viridiplantae; Streptophyta; Charophyceae; Charales; Characeae.